AAAGAUAAAUUUGUUUACUUUCUAAAUGAAAGCCGUGCAGAAAUAGACCGGAUGUGUAAAAUUUAAUGAAUAACUAGCGACUGUAACACAAUCGUAAAAUAAGCGAAGGAAACCAAAAGUUGGAAAAGCAAAAAACAAGGCAAAAAGUUGUAGAUAAAAGUUAAGCGACACUGAAAAGAGAAUGGUGCGAAGAUAUACAACACGCUUGAAGCUGGCAAAGCUAAAUCAAACCAUUGAGUCGAACAAAUCCAAACGGGUGUCGAAUUCAGGCUGCGAUUCAGAGCCAGAGGAGGAGGCGGAUGCAGAGGGGGAUCAGGAUGGGUCACUGGAUGAUGAUGAGAAGCAGGAGUUUGCGCCGCCGCGCUAUGUGCUCGAAAUGACGCCACAUUACACGCAUCCGGCGCUAAAUGAGGGUCUGUGUCAACGCUACGAUCCCGAACGAAAGCUGAGUGUUUUCCCCAGCUGCUCUUUGACAGUGCCACUGGCGCUAUACGUCUCCAGCCAGACGACAAGCAUUGUGGAGCCGUGCUAUCAGCGACCAACUGCACACGACGACUGGAUGAAACAACUGCUCAGCCACAAGUGCAGAUACCUGAGGGAGACGGGCAAACAGAAGCAGCGCGAACUUAAGCAUAAGAAUCAAGUCUACAACACGCAUCUGUUCGAUGCGGCCGAGCAGAUAGCGACACAGGAUAACGCCUAUUUCCGGGAUAGCUAUGACUAUUACUACACCGGCGGCAAUCUCAAUCUGUUACAGUAUUCGACUGCUGGUAAUGCAGCCAAAACGCUGGCCAUGCAUGUGGCAGGCGAACGGUUGCAGCAGCUGCAUUUAUCCGAGGUGGGCUUGGAGGCGGAACUGUGGCGUCCGCUGCACACUGAAUCGCUGGCGGGCAUGUCCAGCGAAAUCUUUGAGCUGAUGCCCGUCAACAGUUUUCGUGUGAAUCAUGGCAAUAUGCUGCUCGCCCGCCUGCUCAACGACAUUGCCAUCUAUGAGCUGAAGCUGGACGACGAUGCGGAUGAGGACGAUGACAAGUCAUCUAAAUAUGAGCUGAACUGCCAGGUCAAAUAUAGCACCCAGGAGGGACCAUUCAUAAGCGUUGCACAAGCUAUUAACCAGCCCCAAAUCUUGGCGAUUGCUUGUCAGGAUCGCAGUGUGCGCUUCAAGGAUAUUGUGACAGAAGCGGAUAUCUCAAAGCAUGAAGUGAGCAUUUUGAUGGGCAUCCACAAGGCGAGCACCUGGGCCCAGUUGCGCGCCAGUCAGGAACACUGUUUCCACUAUGCCUGCCAAUCGGCGCUGCUCACCAUCGAUAUGCGUUGCACGAAUGAGGCACUGAAUCCGUGCUUUGCCAGCAGCGCUUAUUCGCCGCAAUGCGAGAGCUUCUCGUGUUUGGCUCGCAGCCAGAAUCCGAAUCAUUUGUACUUGGCCAGCAAUCAUAAGUUGCACUGCCUGGACGUGAGGUGUCUGGGCAAGAAGCUGGCGGAUCGUGCCGUCGUCACGUGGACACAUCAGAUGAGCUAUCCGCCCACAUUUAUGGAUGCCAUUGCGCACGAUGGCAGCGAAUAUGUGGCCAUGGGUUGUGCCUAUCCCAGUGAACAGCGGAUCUGUGAGCUGAAGGGCGCACUGGCGCAGAGCUGGACCGAGAUGAGUUCACCGGCGCUGCCCUAUGCGCCGCCCCAGCUGAUGGAGGCGCUCGUCGAUGGCUGCCAGCACGGCGCCGGCGUCGAUGUCUAUGCGGAUCUGAAUGAGCGCGUCAAGUGCUGCAUCACUGGCCUCAAAUUCGAUCGUUUAGAGCAGGCCAGCGAUGGCGCCUUCGCCCAGCUCCUCACGGCGAACAGCAUCGGGGACGUCAUGUGCCAGCGGAUGACGCAGCGCGAUGAUGCGGAGGAGCAUGAGGAACGGCGCACCGGCUUGCACGCCAACGAGGCGAUCUCCUACUAUGCGAGUCUGGUGAAAGUGCAUGCGAGGAGGCAACUGAAAUGCACCCAGGUCGGGAAUAUGUCUGUGCUGCGCGACAUUAUGAAAUCGGAUGAGGAACGCAAUGUGGAGCAGGAGAAACCUUUGAUUAUCAAGGAUGUAACCAUCGAUUAUGGUUUCGAUGAUUCCGAUGAUGACAGCGAAGAAGCCGAUGAAGCUGAUGCGGAAGAGGCAGAGGAGGUGCCGAAGGAAGUGGAGAAGGAGGUGGAGCAGGAGAAGAAGCAGGAGGAGAAGCAGGAGGAGCAGCAGCAGCAGCCAACAACCAGUCAAAAUGCUUUACAAUUACCAACUCCUCCUCCUCCUCCUCCUCCUCCUGAGAAGACGUCGCCAGCACCCAACACCCAAGUAGUAAAGAAGAAAGCUGUGAAUCGUGGUCCCUGGCAAAAGUCGGCCCAUCAACUGAGUCGCUUCACGGACAUGCUGAGCACCUGUCUGCUCAACAUUUGGGAUAUUGAUGAGUUCGAUUUGACGCGCGACGUCCACAUCGAUAUGAUCGAUGAGAAGCUGGAGAGCGAGAAGAAAGAAGCAGCCGCCGAAGAGCGCACAGCUGCCUGGUUGCAGCAAAUGCCCCAGCCGGAGGAGCAGUUGGCUGCCAGUCUGCAGGAGGAUGAACGCAAGCAUUUUGUGCCCGGCACAAAUCUGCCGACACAUUUCGAGGCACAAUAUGCCGACUAUAAAGAAGUGAUCAAUGAGUCUGUCCGCAUCGAUACCACGACAGUCAUCAAGACGGAAGAUGCCUCGUUCAACGACAGCCUCAACUUCACCAGACAGCCGCAUUCCACACUGCGUCCGAGUGAAUUCGCGAUCAUUGAAACGGGUCGUGAGACGAAUCCGACGCCUGCCAAACGACGCAAGACCAAAUAUACAAUGGGAUUUUAAUUUUAAGAAUCAAACCCCACAAACCAUUUUGACCACUCAAUAAACAAUUUGGUUUUUCUUUUUCAUGUUGAAAAUAUACCUUCAACUUUAUAAAUUCUUGAGAAUCAUAAGACUCAAUAAAAGAUAGUGAAAUAGCUGAAAUUCCUAUAGAGGAAAUCAAGGUUGGAAUAAAUCAGAGCAAGAAAUAUCAUCAGGCAAGGUAGUCCAGCUAUUAUAUUAUAAUCCAAUCAAUUUUCAGAGGAAAUCCAUACAAAUCAAGUCUUGAAUAAACAUUAGC
Molecule: messenger RNA, 3131 nt
Organism: Drosophila grimshawi
Lineage: Eukaryota; Metazoa; Arthropoda; Insecta; Diptera; Drosophilidae
Gene: TAF1C-like
Exons: 2
Coding region: 182-2854 (890 amino acids)
Source: RefSeq, a predicted model, not a curated record